AUGCCGAGGAUGAUUCCCACUAUUCUCGAUGACGUUAGGGUUUUCCCUACUGAAAGCAUUUUCGCAUGGCAUCGUCAGUUCCCGUCUGCGCAAAACAUAUCGAACGAUGAGCUUCGCGACGAUAUUACCAAACUUGAACCUAUCUCGCCGUACUCCUUGCCCCUUGUUUCAGGCGUCGAAUACUCUGCCAGCGAGACAACUAUGGAUAUAGAGGCAAAUGCAACUUCUAUCGUGGAGCCCGGUGAUGCGGCCGACCUACCGAUUGAAUUAACGGACGAUGACGACUGCCCUAAUGAACCUGGAGAAACCUCUGGCUAUGCAAAUAGCGAGUCCAAACGCUCGCCGUCACCAAUUUCCGUUGAGCGUGAUGGGGAGAUUAGCCACGAGUGGGAGGUAGAAGCUAUUUUGGCACUCAAGAAGAAAAAAAAAGAGGCAGGGUGGUUUAAGGUGAAAUUCAAAGGCAGAGAAGAGGCCGAGUGGCUACCCGAGGAGGAUGUGUAUCCUGGCUGCGAAGAGUUGAUUAACGAAUUCCUCUCCCAAACUCGUCGCCGCAGCUCAAAAAAGCGACACAGAGAACCAUCUGUGGAACGCGGGCGCAAGAGACAGCGCAAGUAG
Messenger RNA from Arthroderma uncinatum, 615 nucleotides. RefSeq lists its product as uncharacterized. NCBI's taxonomy places the organism in Eukaryota, Fungi, Ascomycota, Eurotiomycetes, Onygenales, Arthrodermataceae. The record is from RefSeq and is a predicted model, not a curated record. The transcript has 2 exons. Bases 1 to 615 code for a protein of 204 amino acids.